This is a messenger RNA of Acomys russatus (golden spiny mouse), 1381 nucleotides long. RefSeq names its product apolipoprotein L3-like. Gene Ontology annotation, cellular component: membrane; extracellular region. The transcript has 5 exons. Gene Ontology annotation, biological process: lipid transport; lipoprotein metabolic process. The coding region runs from base 207 to 1307 and encodes 366 amino acids. The record is from RefSeq and is a predicted model, not a curated record. Gene Ontology annotation, molecular function: lipid binding. Lineage: Eukaryota; Metazoa; Chordata; Mammalia; Rodentia; Muridae.
GUUUGAGUAUAUUAAGCAGGAGACAGCAUUUGCUUAGGACUUGGAUGCACAACUGGCCACUGCAUCCACCCAGCUGAGGACUGCUGGGUCCCAUCUAAACCGAGCAUGUUGAGGAUUGCUGGUUAUUUUUUCCUCCUGUAGCCUGGACACCUGGAGAGCUGCAAGGAACACCUGUCUCUGACUGACCUCAAGCCCCAGCAGCUGUCAUGGACCCCGCAGAGAGAAAAGGCUUUGUUGAGACUGUGGCUGACUACCUCCUAGACACGUGGAGCACAGAGGACCUGCAGCUCCUGCUGGCAGAGGAGGGAGCCUGGAAACAAUUUGUGGCAGCAGCUGAUAUGUCUAGAGAAGAGGAAGUUUGCUUGCGUGAAGCUCUUGGUGAGAUCAUUGCGGAUACUGAUGUGGAAGAUGAAGACGAGCUCCACCAUGACCAGCAGGACAAGACAGAGAGGCAAGAGGAGGACGCCUUGAGUGAAGCUCUCGGUGAGGACACUGACAUAGAAGAUGAAGACGAGCUCCAAAACGCCCUGUGGCACAGGGAACAGUUUUUGCAUGCUUAUCCUCAGGUGAAACUGGAGCUGGAGGAGCGUAUCGGGAAGCUCCAUGCGCUGGCAGACAAGGUGGACAAGGUGCACAGGGACUGCACCAUCUCACAGGUGGUGGCCAGCUCCACCAGUGCUGUGUCCGGAGUCCUGACUAUCCUUGGUCUGGCUCUGGCACCUGUGACAGCAGGAGUCAGUCUGGCGCUUUCAGCCACUGGCUUGGGGUUAGGAACAGCAGCAGCUGUGACUAGUGUUACCACCGCCAUUGCAGAAAAGGUAAACACGGCAUCAGCUGAAGCCAAAGCCAGCAAGUUGGUACCAACCUAUAAAGACACAAUGAAAGGCAUUAAAGAAGUGAUUGAUCAGAGCACCCGUAGGGUUCUUUCUGCAUCUACAAAUUCCAUCCCCAACGUAAGAGUCAUCAUGCAGAACAUUGAUGCCAUCCAGCUGACCAAAGCCAGCCCUUCCCUAGUAAGAAAUGCCAAGAGUCUCAUGACCACAGGGAAGAUAUCAGCCCGAAGCACUAGACAGGUGCAGAAAGCCUUUGGGGGCACCGCUCUGGCCAUGAGCAAAGGAGCCCGGAUCCUGGGUGCAGCCACCACAGGUAUCUUCCUCCUACUGGAUGUGGUCAGCAUUGUGGAAGACUCAAAGCAUUUGCAUGAGGGCGCAAAGUCAGAAUCUGCUGCAGAGUUGAGGCAGCAGGCUCAGGACCUGGAGGAGAAGUUGCAGGAGCUCAUCCAGGUCCAUGACAGCCUGACUCAGUGAUCUCUUCCUCUUCAGUGCAGCUCGGAGGACAGGGGAGGAGGAUGUGCUGGACAGAGCCAUAGGAGCCCCUGACA